Molecule: messenger RNA, 3513 nt
Organism: Fonsecaea pedrosoi CBS 271.37
Lineage: Eukaryota; Fungi; Ascomycota; Eurotiomycetes; Chaetothyriales; Herpotrichiellaceae
Exons: 1
Coding region: 1-3513 (1170 amino acids)
Biological process (GO): mitochondrial DNA replication
Cellular component (GO): gamma DNA polymerase complex; mitochondrion
Molecular function (GO): 3'-5' exonuclease activity; DNA-directed DNA polymerase activity; DNA binding
Source: RefSeq, a predicted model, not a curated record
AUGCUGUGGCCUCCUACACCCGCGCAAUGUGCGCGAGGCUACAUCAGAACGUCGCAAAAAUUCCGGUUGCGGCCACAAUUUGCAUCGCGAGCGGCUGCCAUCCUGCGCCGACACUAUGCCUCCGACAUUGACCGCUCCCGCAAUGAUUCGCCGGCCGAUCGAACGUCCCUCGCCCGAGGCGCGAAUCCUAGGUAUAAUGAGAUAGGCAUACAACAACUGAGCGACUACCUCCACCCCCAAGUUUUUCCUUCUGGGGCCACUCGACCACGCCCCGAGCUGGUUGAAUUGUCCAAGGACCACCUCCGACGGCAUGACCUGUUGGGGAAAAAUCAGGACAAUACCCCGCCCAUCGGAUUGGAUGCACCACCGGUCAUUGGAAGUUGUUUGGACGAGCACUUUACCAAACUGGGCCUCGACGCAGCCGAGCCGUACCUGUCGUAUGGCAAGGCAUUUGUGCGAGCAAACACCCCUCAAAGACCACGGAAAUGGGUGAUUCGAAGCGGGUGGACAAAGUAUAACCCGGAUAUGACGACGGAAGAGGUGGAUGCGCCAGACGACGAGAUGCUGUCAUUCGAUGUGGAAACCAUGUGGAAAGAAUCGCCCUUUGCAGUCAUGGCCACCGCUGCCAGUCCUACGGCGUGGUAUGCUUGGAUAUCGCCCUGGCUGCUGGGGGAAACGACAAAUCCGAGGCAAUUGAUACCUUUGGGCGACCCAAGCAAACCGCGGAUCGUGGUUGGACACAACAUUGGGUAUGACCGGGCGAGAGUCAAGGAGGAGUACGACCUGCAGCAGUCGCGGAAUUUCUUCAUCGACACCAUGUCGCUACAUGUGGCUGUCAAUGGCAUGUGCUCUAGGCAGCGGCCAACCUGGAUGAAGCACAAGAAGAACAGGGAUUUGCGGGACAAAAUGUCAAGUGAGCACAACUCGGUAGAGCUGCAGAGGAUGCUUGAGAGUAAGAUGCUGAGCGAGGAAGAGGAGGAACUUUGGGUUGGCCGGAGCUCAAUCAACUCAUUACGGGAUGUGGCCAAGUUCCAUACAGGCAUCACGAUCGACAAGAGUCAACGAGACUACUUUGGUGAACUGGACCGAGAAGGCAUCGUUCAGCGAAUUGAAGAGUUGCUCGACUACUGCGCCGCCGAUGUGGCGAUCACGCACAAAGUCUUCCAGAAAGUCUUUCCCAAUUUCCUCGAGACCUGUCCACAUCCUGUCAGCUUUGCCGCACUACGGCAUUUGUCGUCCGUCAUCCUGCCUGUCGAUAAGUCUUGGGAUGAGUACAUCGCCCGAGCAGAGACGACGUAUCUCCAAAGACUGAAAGAUGUCGAGCAGCGGCUUUUGCAACUGUCAGAGGCGGCUUUGGAGGUCAAGGAAAAGCCCGAAGUCUACGAAAACGAUCCGUGGCUCAACCAGCUUGACUGGUCAGGUCAAGAGAUCAAAUAUAAGAAGGCUAAGAAGAAGGGCGAGGUACCUGUUCCCGUGGCUCGACAAAAGAAACCUGGCGCACCCAACUGGUAUCGAGAUCUAUUCACCUCCAACGCGUCUCCGAUAAACUUGACGGUGCGCACGAGAAUUGCUCCGCUGUUGUUGAAGUUGUCUUGGGAUGGCUAUCCUCUGGUAUGGUCUGAUCAACACGGUUGGACCUUUCGCGUGCCGAAUAAGGACACUGGGAAAUACGAGCACAGCAAUGUGGUCAGCUGCGACAUGUCAGAAGAGACGAAUCCCAAGCUGAAAUCGGACUUCCAACAUACAUACUUCAAACUUCCCCACAAAGAUGGCCCAACAGCGCGUUGUGCGUCGCCACUCGCCAAGGGCUACUUGCAAUACUUUGAACAGGGUACUUUGUCGUCGAAAUUCACUCUGGCUAAAGAAGCUUUGGAGAUGAACGCGUCCUGCUCGUACUGGAUUUCGGCCCGAGAUAGGAUCACUUCUCAGCUGGUCGUCCGAGAAGCCGAUCGUGACCCUAGUCUGGCCGGCAAGUCUGAUCAAGGCUUUAUUCUUCCUCAGAUCAUCCCCAUGGGUACCAUCACUCGACGAGCAGUGGAGAAUACGUGGCUCACUGCCUCCAACGCCAAAUCGAACAGGGUAGGAUCAGAACUCAAGGCCAUGAUCAAGGCACCACCAGGGUACUGCUUUGUUGGCGCAGACGUUGAUAGUCAGGAACUCUGGAUUGCCUCAGUUGUGGGCGAUGCCCAAUUUCAGCUGCACGGCGGAAAUGCAAUUGGCUUCAUGACUUUAGAAGGGACCAAAGCCGCUGGGACUGACCUACAUUCCAAGACUGCAAAGAUUCUGGGAAUUUCCCGCAACGACGCCAAAGUCUUCAACUAUGGUCGUAUCUAUGGUGCUGGCCUGAAAUUCGCCGCGACUCUCCUUCGGCAAUUCAACCCCUCUCUAUCGGAACAGCAAACAAAUGAGAUCGCGACGAAACUCUACAAAGAAACGAAAGGCACUCGUACAAGGCGCAAGAUAUUUGGCAAUGGCAGUUUCUGGCGAGGAGGUACCGAAUCCUUUGUCUUCAACAAACUCGAAGAAUUUGCCGAGCAAGAACGACCUCGUACGCCGGUGCUGGGAGCGGGGAUUACCGAAGCUCUCAUGCGAAGAUUCAUCAACCAAGGCUCUUUCAUGACUUCUCGGAUCAACUGGGCCAUUCAGUCCUCGGGCGUCGACUACCUCCACCUUCUGAUAGUCAGCAUGGACUACUUGAUUCGGCGAUUCAACUUGGAUGCUCGCCUCGCAAUCACCGUGCAUGACGAGAUCAGGUACCUGGUCAAACACGAGGACAGAUACAGAGCGGCAAUGGCGUUGCAGAUCAGCAACCUGUGGACCAGAGCCAUGUUCUCGCAGCAAAUCGGUAUCCAGGAUCUUCCGCAGUCUUGUGCAUUCUUCUCAGCAGUAGACAUUGAUCAUGUCCUCCGCAAGGAAGUCGAUAUGGACUGCGUGACGCCCAGCCACCCGGAAAAGAUCCCUCACGGCGAGAGUCUAGACAUCAACCAGUUGCUCGAAAAGGGGUCCGAGGCGUUUUUGGACCCAGGCGUUGUGCCAAAGGACGGGCCGAUUGAUCUGAAUGGAUAUGCAUACACUCCAAGACAAAGUGUCAUGUCGAGUCUGAACAGUUCGGGUGAUGUCGCUUACAUAAAGGCGCAGAUUACAAGCGACGACAAAGAGCUGAAGGCCAUUAUCCGCGAAGCUGAAAACGACGCCUCCCCUCAAUUGACCGAAGGAACUUCUACAACGACGACGGCCAAGGGCUCUACCAGAUCUGGCACUGGCAGUACAGGUUCGCCGCGAGGAAGACGGCCCAAGCCGAAAGUCCCUAUUCCGCCUCACGCGCAGCCGCAACGCGCCAUGCUCAUGGAGGUCGAGGAUCGGUGGGACAUGGGGUACAAGAAGGCCUUUGGCAACGCUGGCCACGGCCACGCUGGCCACGCUGGUGGUGUUGGGGGCCACAAGCCGUGGUUGACGGAGAAGAAGACGCCAGCGUGGUCGAGUCAGUGGGCGAAUGAUGGAUGGGAAGUAUGA